Messenger RNA from Urocitellus parryii (Arctic ground squirrel), 4569 nucleotides. NCBI's taxonomy places the organism in Eukaryota, Metazoa, Chordata, Mammalia, Rodentia, Sciuridae. The record is from RefSeq and is a predicted model, not a curated record.
GGAAGUGAAGAAGCCCUUUCCAAUGAAGACUGUGAAAAUGUUUACCACUUGGUUUAUUCAGCACAUCGCCCUGUUGCUGUGGCAGCAGGAGAGUUCCUUCACAAAAAGCUGUUUAGCAGACAUGACCCACAAGCCGAGGAGGCAUUAGCAAAGAGGAGAGGAAGGAACAGUCCAAAUGGAAACCUCAUUAGAAUGCUUGUCCUUUUUUUUCUUGAAAGUGAGUUACACGAACAUGCAGCCUACUUGGUGGACAGUUUGUGGGAGAGCUCUCAAGAACUGUUGAAAGACUGGGAAUGUAUGACAGAAUUGCUAUUAGAAGAACCUGUUCAAGGAGAGGAAGCAAUGUCUGACCGGCAAGAAAGUGCUCUUAUAGAGCUAAUGGUUUGUACAAUUCGUCAAGCUGCUGAGGCACAUCCUCCAGUGGGAAGGGGUACCGGCAAGAGAGUGCUAACUGCCAAAGAAAGGAAAACUCAAAUUGAUGAUAGAAACAAAUUGACUGAGCAUUUUAUUAUCACACUUCCUAUGUUAUUAUCAAAGUAUUCAGCUGAUGCAGAAAAAGUAGCAAACUUGCUGCAAAUCCCACAGUAUUUUGAUCUAGAAAUCUACAGCACAGGUAGAAUGGAAAAGCAUCUAGAUGCAUUAUUAAAACAGAUUAAAUUUGUUGUGGAAAAACAUGUAGAAUCAGAUGUCCUAGAAGCCUGCAGUAAAACCUAUAGCAUCUUAUGCAGUGAAGAGUAUACCAUCCAGAACCGAGUUGACAUAGCUCGGAGCCAGCUGAUUGAUGAGUUUGUAGAUCGAUUCAAUCAUUCUGUGGAAGACCUACUGCAAGAGGGUGAAGAAGCUGAUGAUGAUGAUAUUUACAAUGUUUUGUCCACCUUAAAGCGGUUAACAUCUUUCCACAAUGCUCAUGAUCUCACAAAAUGGGAUCUGUUUGGCAAUUGCUACAGAUUAUUGAAGACUGGAAUUGAACAUGGAGCUAUGCCAGAACAGAUAGUUGUGCAAGCACUGCAAUGUUCCCAUUAUUCGAUUCUUUGGCAGUUGGUGAAAAUUACUGAUGGUUCUCCUUCCAAAGAGGAUCUGUUGGUAUUGAGGAAAACAGUGAAAUCCUUUUUGGCUGUUUGCCAGCAGUGCCUAUCUAAUGUUAAUACUCCAGUGAAGGAACAGGCUUUCAUGUUACUUUGUGAUCUUCUGAUGAUUUUUAGCCACCAGUUAAUGACAGGUGGCAGAGAGGGCCUUCAGCCUUUGGUAUUUAAUCCAGAUACUGGACUCCAGUCAGAACUCCUUAGUUUCGUGAUGGAUCAUGUUUUCAUUGACCAGGAUGAGGAGAACCAGAGCAUGGAGGGUGAUGAAGAAGAUGAAGCUAAUAAAAUUGAGGCCUUACAUAAAAGAAGGAAUCUACUUGCUGCCUUCAGCAAACUUAUCAUUUAUGAUAUUGUUGACAUGCAUGCAGCUGCAGACAUCUUUAAACACUACAUGAAGUAUUACAAUGACUAUGGUGAUAUUAUUAAGGAAACAUUGAGCAAAACCAGGCAGAUUGAUAAAAUUCAAUGUGCCAAGACCCUCAUUCUCAGUUUGCAGCAGUUGUUUAAUGAACUUGUUCAAGAACAAGGUCCCAACCUAGAUAGGACUUCUGCCCAUGUCAGUGGCAUUAAAGAAUUGGCACGUCGAUUUGCCCUUACAUUUGGACUGGACCAGAUCAAGACACGAGAAGCAGUUGCCACACUUCACAAGGAUGGCAUAGAGUUUGCCUUUAAAUACCAAAAUCAGAAAGGACAAGAAUAUCCACCUCCUAAUCUGGCUUUUCUUGAAGUACUAAGUGAAUUUUCUUCUAAACUUCUUCGACAGGACAAAAAGACUGUUCAUUCAUACCUAGAGAAAUUCCUUACUGAGCAGAUGAUGGAAAGGAGAGAAGAUGUAUGGCUUCCACUCAUCUCCUAUAGAAAUUCGUUAGUCACUGGAGGUGAAGAUGAUAGGAUGUCUGUGAACAGUGGAAGUAGCAGCAGUAAAACCUCCUCAGUAAGGAAUAAGAAAGGACGACCCCCACUUCACAAAAAACGAGUAGAAGAUGAAAGUCUGGAUAACACAUGGCUCAACAGGACUGACACCAUGAUUCAGACUCCUGGCCCCCUACCAGCCCCACAGCUCACUUCCACCGUGUUGCGAGAGAAUAGCCGGCCCAUGGGAGAACAGAUUCAAGAACCUGAGACUGAGCAUGGUUCUGAACCAGACUUUUUACACAAUCCUCAGAUGCAGAUCUCUUGGUUAGGCCAGCCGAAGUUAGAAGACUUAAAUCGGAAGGACAGAACAGGAAUGAACUACAUGAAAGUGAGAACUGGAGUAAGACAUGCUGUUCGGGGUCUGAUGGAGGAAGAUGCUGAGCCCAUCUUUGAAGAUGUGAUGAUGUCAUCCCGGAGCCAGUUAGAAGAUAUGAAUGAAGAAUUUGAAGACACCAUGGUUAUUGAUCUACCCCCGUCAAGAAAUCGAAGAGAGCGAGCUGAGCUGAGGCCAGACUUCUUUGACUCUGCAGCUAUCAUAGAAGAUGAUUCAGGAUUUGGGAUGCCUAUGUUCUGAAGUCUGAAGAAAAUACAAAUCUGGAACUCUAUUAUUUAGAGCUAGAGGCCUAUAUACUGUGAUAGCUUGUAUGGGGAAAAAAACACUUUUGAUGUGAUCUGAUUUGUUUUUUAAUCAAAUGAUUAAGGUCAAUCCCUUUUUGCAGUGACAGAGAAGAGGAGCAUGUAAACUACCCAAGGAAAUGGUGAAUGUCACCUCAGAAAGACUGACCCCAAAAAAAUCAUUUGUGUCCUAAUAUUGGACGUAGUACAGAUUGUGUGUUUUUCUGGAGGGAGGAAGAAAUUUUAAAUUUUUAAAACAGCUGUCAAGAAACACUGUUAUACACCUGUUUUAUGAAAACUCAGCAUUGAGUAAAAAAAAAAAAAAUAUUUUUAACUUUAUUUUCCUGUUGUACAAUUUAAAAACCGUUUUAACAUUUUGCCUUUUUAUGUUUUAAAAGCUAACCAUUUUUAUUAAAUCUAUGAGUAAGCAGCUCAUCCUAAUCGCCGAAGAGUGUUUUUGGAGCUCACUGGAUUUGGUUGACCUUGUAGAACACAGAAACAUGAAGGAACAGAGCAUUGACAAGCUAAGAUGGAAUUCUGACACCGUGCAUCUCUGCCAAAAACCACACACCCUCUGUGGAUAUGGAUAUGAAUUCCCAGAUUUUAUAUACUCUUGAAUAAAAAGGUUUAUUUUUAUUUAUAAGUGGGCAUAAAAUAAAUGUCCAUGCAGCCAUUUUUCCAACAGAUGCUGUACUCAGUUCAUUUUAUAUAGAAUAGGGAGAUUCGAAUACAGUGCAUUUUCUAUUGGUAUUUGUUCUGUGCAUUUUUAGCAACUUCUACCAGCAAAUAAAGUAUUCUCAGUAAAACAAAAAUGGUUCAAGUUAUCAGUUUGCUGUUUUUAACCACUUAUUUCAUGCCCUGCCAAAUUCAAGUUACACAGACUUCCAUUUUUUUAAUGAAGAAUCAUGAAGAAUCCUUUGCCAUUCAAAAGUAAUUUUAAGUGUAACAUAACUGUGUUUACUUCCCAUGCACUUACUAUCCUUAUGCGCUAAUUUUGUGAAUUAAGUUUGCCAAUUAUAGAAGUAUGUGCUGCAUAGAAGUCUGUGCUUAGAGGGUGAAGUUCCUAAGAUUACCUUGAAAUACAGCUACAUUUCAGUGUUAAAUGUGCGUAUUGAGAAUAAUUCUUUUUGGGGAAAAAUGUAUGACUCUUCAGGACAGUCUUCAAUUGUUUAAAAUUAUAAUCUGAUUAGACUAUUAUGACUUGCUGCUGCUGUUUUUUUAAAAAGCCCACUUAGUCUCUUCCUUCUGGUUUUUAAUAUAAGCCUCAGUAUUUCCAAACCAAUCCAUCCACAGCUGUUUCUGGGCUGGUUUUUAAAGUAGCUGCAAGAGAAUCAUGAGGCUUUCCCUUUUUACCAAAAAUUAACAGCAUUUUUAAAAAUUCUGUGCACCUCUAAUUAUAUUUUGUGUGGGAAAGCAAAACAGAUAAUUUUAUUCAUCCUUUUAAGCAAACAGAUUUUUUCUCAACAUUUGUACAGUUAUUUAAAAAAAAAAAAAAAAAAAACUUGGUCACCAAAAAAUGUUUUAUCUGCUAAUUCAGCAAUUCCUGGGCUCCAGUUAAGGGAGCUAGGGCCUUUCUCCUAGAAAUGUGGGCUUCACUGGAAGUAAAGGAGCAGGAAUGACUGGCCUAUCCAUCCAGCCCUGCCUGUGAUUCUGGUCAAGGAGCAAACCAGGAGGGGUCCUGACAUAUGCACAGACUGAUCCUUUGCUUGUAGUCUCUUGUGGAAGACAGAUGCUUAAACUUACAGACUACCAUGCAACAACAAAAAAGUCUUAAUAUCUACUCCAAUGGGUUUCCAGUUGAGUUUGAAGUCAAUCAAAUUUUUGUAUUUUCAGUGUCUCCUUGAUUGGUUUUGCUAGUAAUUCUGUAAAUUGUACAUUUGCAAUAUGAGGUUUUUUUCCUUUUGUACAAUUUGAAACUGAUGCUUCACCUUUCCUUUAAUAAACUAUUCAAAAUCAG